This is a messenger RNA of Lineus longissimus, 4562 nucleotides long. RefSeq lists its product as uncharacterized. The record is from RefSeq and is a predicted model, not a curated record. The coding region runs from base 96 to 2945 and encodes 949 amino acids. The transcript is spliced from 15 exons. Lineage: Eukaryota; Metazoa; Nemertea; Pilidiophora; Heteronemertea; Lineidae.
UCACAAUUAGGAGAAGCACUCCUCACUUGUGAAAAAUAAUCUGGUGAAAAGGUCCCUCUGCCUCUCUAAAGAACCUAAGGAGACGUGUUGUGUGGAUGAUGAAGUGGCAAUUUUUUCUGUUUGGGACAGCCAUCCUUGGAGUAGCAUUGCCCGGUGCAUAUUCCGUGAAUGACAUCACAGUGCAGCCAGGACCAGUACGAGUGAAGCAAGGACAAGAUAUCAGUCUGUGGUGUAAACUGAAAUACGUCCCUAAACGACAGGUGCCAGUUAACUGGCAGUCGCCCCCAACUUUCAAAACAAGAACUAGCGAUUGUCUUUGUUAUGGUAAUUCGAAGGAGAAAUAUGCCAUGUCAUGUUCAAACCCUAACGACCAUUUUCGGUUUUAUAAUAUGACAAUAAGGGGUGUCGAAUGGGUCGAUAAUGGGAGGUAUUGUUGUCGGUAUAUCAACGAUAAAGAUACUGUGGAUUUACAGGUUUUGGUUCCGGUUACAAAUGUGACACUAGAAAAAGGCGUCCCCAAGUCUGCUACAGAUCCACAGCGCUUGUAUGAGAACUUCACCUGCACCACAAACUGUGCAUCACCAGCACCCAAGAUAUCAUGGUUUGUAAAUGACCAACACUUUAAUGGCAACGCGACGGUGAGAGAGUUGGACUGCUCAGGGGCCAAGGAGGGCCAGAAACGGACUGAGAGCAGAGUGACCAUAAUUAGUACAGACAUGGAUAAGGAGAGAAAAGAGUAUAACAUUUCAUGUACGGCAGAAAACGUUCUUGGAGAGCCAAAGGUUUCUACGGUAAUAUCUGUCAAUAAUGAUGCACUGACUGGUAUUUAUUCCCGGACUGAUAUCACAGUGCAGCCAGGACCAGUCAAAGUGAUACAAGGACACAGCGUCAGUUUGUGCUGUGAACUGAAAUAUGACCCUGAUAAUGUAUUGCCGGUACUCUGGCAGUCGCCGCCUAAUUUCAAAAGAAGAACAGUCGAUUGCUAUUCUUCUCUAAAGGAUAAAUAUGUCAUGUCAUGUUCAGACACUAACGACGAUGUUGAGUAUUACAAUAUGACAAUAAUGGAUGUCCAAUGGGGCGAUAAUGGGACAUAUCGGUGUCUGUAUUCCAAACAUAUGGACCUUGUGGACUUACAGGUUUUGGUUCCGGUUACAGAUGUGUCAUUAAAAAAAAUUGUCAGUCCGAGCACAGCUGAAGAGCCCCAGGGCUAUGAGCACUUAACCUGCAAAACAAACUGUGCAUUUCCGGCACCCAAGAUUUCAUGGUUUGUAAAUGAUCAACCCUUUAAUGGCAACGCUACGGUGAGAGAGUUGGACUGCUCAGGGGCCAAGGAGGGCCAGAAACAGACUAUGAGCACAGUGUUAGUAAUGAGUACAGACAUGAAUAAGGAGAGAAAAGAACAUGUCAUUUCCUGUACGGCAGAAAACGUUCUUGGAGAGCCAAAGGUUUCUAAGGCAAUAUCUGUCAAUAAUGAUGCACUGACUAGUAUUUAUUCCCAGACUGAUAUCACAGUACAGCCAGGACCAGUCAAAGUGAUACAAGGACACAGCGUCAGUUUGUGGUGUAAACUGAAAUAUGACCCUGAUAAUGUAUUGCCGGUACUCUGGCAUUCGCCGCCUAAUUUCAAAACAAGAACAGUCAAUUGUGAUUCUUUUGUAAAGGAUAAAUAUGUCAUGUCAUGUUCAGACACUAACGAUGAUGUUGAGUAUUACAAUAUGACAAUAAUGGAUGUCCAAUGGGGCGAUAAUGGGACAUAUUGGUGUCUGUAUUCCAAACAUAUGGACCAUGUGGACUUACAGGUUUUGGUUCCGGUUACAGAUGUGUCAUUAAAAAAAAUUGUCAGUCCGAGCACAGCUGAAGAGCCCCAGCGCUAUGAGUACUUAACCUGCAAAACAAACUGUGCAUUUCCGGCACCGAAGAUUUCAUGGUUUGUAAAUGAUCAACCCUUCAAUGGCAAGACAAUGGUCAACGAGUCAGACUGCUCAGGGGCCAAGGACGGCCAGAAACAGACUAUGAGCACAUUGUUAGUAGUGAGCACAGACAUGGAUGAGGAGAGAAAAGAAUAUGUCAUUUCCUGUACGGCAGAAAACGUUAUUGGAGAGCCAAAGGUUUCUAAGGCAAUAUCUGUCAAUAAUGUUGCACUGACUAGUAUUUAUUCCCGAACUGAUAUCACAGUGCAGCCAGGACCAGUCAAAGUGAUACAAGGACACAGCGUCAGUUUAUGGUGUAAACUGAAAUAUGACCCUGAUAAUGUAUUGCCGGUAGUCUGGCAUUCGCCGCCUAAUUUCAAAACAAGAACAGUCGAUUGUGAUUCUUUUGUAAAGAAUAAAUAUGUCAUGGCAUGUUCAGACACUAGCAACGCUUUUGAGUAUUAUAAUAUGACAAUAAUGGAUGUCCAAUGGGCCGAUAAUGGGAUAUAUCGGUGUCUGUAUACCAAACAUAUGGACAUAGUGGAUUUACAGGUUUUGGUUCCUGUUACAGAUGUGACAUUAGAAAAAAUCGUCAGUCUGAGCACAGCGGAAGAGCCCCAGCGCAAUGAGUACUUAACCUGCAAAACAAACUGUGCAUUUCCGGCACCGAAGAUUUCAUGGUUUGUAAAUGACCAACCCUUUCAUGGCACCGUGUCAGUCACAGAGUUGGACUGCUCAGGGGCCAAGAAGGGCCAGAAACGGACUGAGAGCAGAGUGAGAGUAGUUAGCCCAGACAUGGAUAAGGAGAGAAAAGAAUAUGACAUUUCCUGUACGGCAGAAAAUGUUAUUGGAGAGCCAAAGGUUUCUAAGGCAAUAGCUGUCAAUAAUGUUGUAAACCCAGGUCCACCUCAGCGCAAAACGGAUGAAAUUGCUUCAGCAGCCGCGACAACUGCACUAUCUCCUAGGCUUGUCACAGCUGUCAUCAUAAUUGUUGUGCUCGAAAAAUAUUGUCAACAGCUUAUCAGAGAGCAUUAACAGUGGCAGUCCAACAUGCGGAGACAAACCCACAGUUACUGCUGAUAUCAACCACACCCCAGAGAAUUUGGCUACAAACAACAUCGCUAAUCGCAACUUCAGUAGAGAGAAAUAUUUAUCUCUCAUCUCAAAUGUUGUUGUUUGGAAGGUAAUAACAAAAAUCUGAUUGUCAGCUCAUAACUUUUAACUUCGAUAUUGAAACUGGACGACAGAAGAAUAUACAGCGGUCCUUUAGAUAUGUAACACCCAGAAUGUUGGGGAUGAACUUCAUGUGUUAUACACAUAUACCAAUAAUAAUGUUGUACGAAUUAGACAGGUAGCCAAGGAUGAAACAAGUAAAGUCACUCAUACUAUAGAUCCAUGCACUUGAUUGGAAACACGUCGCGUCUCGUCACGUUACAGUAAUGUAAAAUGAUAUAAAAAUAGAUAUAAGGCCUGAGUAACUCCAAAAAUAAACUUCUCAAUUUUUCUGCAUAUCAAAGCAGGACAGCGCAGUGAUGCCUUAAAAAAGCAUUAUUUUUUUCAUACAUACCAAUCAGGUCUUAUAUAUUGUGAAAAUUUAUUGAUACAGAUAAGAAUAUUGUAAAGAGUCAUUGCGUGAAAUUCAUGCCAUUGUGUCAAAUACUAAGACCAAUGAAGGUUCAGAAACUGACCAAAAUAACAGUGACUUUUGGUUUAGUUGAAUAUCGUAAAUUGUAAUGAUAAUCUCCCGUCCAAUACUGUGAUUAAACUGUAAAUAGCAUAAAAUAAGUUUCCUCCCCAGAAGAGAAAUGCAGUCCGUCCAGGUAUUAGGCUUAGAGGAAUUUCUGCUGGUAGUAGGAUCUUACUGUCACAUGCAUAUUGUAGAAUAAUUACAAAAUUUUAAUACAAAGCAUUUUAAUCUCAGGUGCCCUUAUGGUUUAAUUUAUGCACUUUGUAUUAGCAUAAACAAUAAAUUCUGUGAUAUUUUAUACUUCACUGUGAUUCUUUCAAAAAGCUGGACAAGGAAAGAGCAGAAGAUGUGUUUUGAAAUGUCAAGUAUUAAAUCCUUUAUAUGAUUGAAAUUACUGUCUGUCAACUAUGAUAUCGUAAUGAACAGUCCUUCAUCACCCUUCUAUAGAAUACUGAAGAAAGGACGCGGGUGGGGGGGGGGGGGGGGGUUUGGAUACAUAUGUUUGAUACCAUUGUGAGGCCCAAACUACCAUAUGGCUCUGAACUUGUCAUAUUGUGCCUAUUGGUUCCUAUCUGUUUAGGAAGCAAAGUAUUAAGGACACUAUACUGAAGUCUUUACAAAAAGUAAGGUUAGACCACGGACUUGUUCAUCUCAGAACAAACAGAUACUUGUUGUUAGAAGAAAAACUUCCAAUAGCGGUGUAUAAGUGAGAUUGGUCGAAUAUCAUUGUUGUUUAAUACAUUUGUAAUAAUUCUUAAAUAUAUCCAACAUGUAGUGAAAGAUAAUAACCAACAUGCCAAACUUAUCUUCAGGAAUUUAUUCCAAUCCUUCAGGCAUUUAUUAACUGUCUUAUACUCAACAUUAUUGCGAUGUAUUUUAAUGUAUUGUAAUGUUGUUUAAAUGUUUUGUUUAUUGCUUUCAAACCUGAUGGUCAUGAAAGGUAUAAUAAAUACAGAUUAUUAUUA